Molecule: messenger RNA, 453 nt
Organism: Mytilus trossulus (common blue mussel)
Lineage: Eukaryota; Metazoa; Mollusca; Bivalvia; Mytilida; Mytilidae
Exons: 3
Coding region: 1-453 (150 amino acids)
Molecular function (GO): nucleic acid binding; zinc ion binding
Source: RefSeq, a predicted model, not a curated record
AUGAUGUGUGUAAAGAGUUCCAUACACAAUCAAAGAAUUGUGCUCGGAAAGAGACCAGAGGUUGUCAAAAGAGUUCACUUUGACUCUGAUAAUGAUUCCGAAACAGAGUCUUCAGAACUUGCUGUUCGAGCAUUAAAUAGGAGACAGACUCCAUCUUCUGAUUGGCAGUCUUCAGUUGAGUCACGUCUUAAAAGAACUGAACAGGACAUUGGUAACAUUAAAGAUGAUGUUUCAAAAAUUCUGAUGGCUGUUUCCAGACAAUCGAUUGGUAGUCCAAAUCGGAGGUCCAUAUCACCAGGAAGAAGCCCAGAUAGGUCUAAUGACGAGUGUUUCCGUUGUCAUGAAAAAGGGCACUAUGCAAGGAAUUGCCCUAAUACCACAGCUGUGGCUAGAAUUCCAAGGUCACCAUCGCCAAAGCCAACUGAAAGAGAUCAACAUUUAAACUCUCAAUGA